AAUGCUACAUGUAUGUGCAAAGCAAAUCUCUAGACGAUUUGAAAAAAAAUUUCAAUUUUCAAUGUCACUGAAAUUCGUUAACUUAUCUAAUCAUGUGGAUACCCGAAUAUAGAAAAGAUAAUUUUUAUUGAUCAUCUAUAUAAGAUUGGAAGUGUGUUGACUUUAGGAAGAAUUAUGACGCAGAAAUCACAACACAGGAAAGCACCGAAGGAGUCCCAUAUCUGGGUAAGGAACCAGAUUAUAGUCGGUAUCAUCCUCAGCAUCGGGAUGUGCCUGGGUGCCUACCACUUCCUUCCUAUACAGAUAUCAGACAUCAAGUCACCGGCCGACAGGCUUGUGUUGGCCGUCCGCUGUAUUUUCAUAUCUACGAUUCCAGUUUUUGCACUCUUUAAAAGCGUUGCAGAUACUCGUUUCUUCACCAGAGCGAUCGACCCCGUAAAAGGUGGCGGAGAGGACAUGGUGGAUGUUCCGAACAGGAUCCUUCGGAACACAACUGAGCAGUUCCUGCUUCAUGCCGUUGGUCUGUUGACACUCAGUACGUUUCUGGACGAGGCGUCUUUAAAGAUCCUUCCGAUCUUGUCGUGCGAUUUCGUGAUAUUCAGGAUGCUGUUUUGGUGGGGAUAUCUGAAUGCUCCACUCAACAGAGCUGUUGGCAUGAGUGGAACAGCGAGUACUACGAUUUGUGUUUAUGCUUAUUGUAUGUAUUGUAUUUUAAAACCUGUUUUUAUUAGUUUUAUUGGAUAACGAAAUUAAUAUAAAAUGUAUAAGCACUUUUUUCUGCAAUUCAACUUUGCAAGUUGAUUUUACCUGCUACACGUUUGCUGGAAUUUCCUAUUAAAUGAUGUGAUUCGUAUA
Messenger RNA from Magallana angulata, 855 nucleotides. RefSeq names its product transmembrane protein 79-like. The record is from RefSeq and is a predicted model, not a curated record. Bases 175 to 744 code for a protein of 189 amino acids. Lineage: Eukaryota; Metazoa; Mollusca; Bivalvia; Ostreida; Ostreidae. The transcript has a single exon. Gene Ontology annotation, biological process: regulated exocytosis. Gene Ontology annotation, cellular component: trans-Golgi network membrane; lysosomal membrane.